AUGGCUGGUUUCCAGAAUUCAAAUAAGCUUUAUACCGAUUCAUCUAACACCAAUACUGCAUUAACAACUGCCAGCGCUCAUUACAAACAAACGAAACAACACCACCCUACCACGCCGACUUCUCCGGCUCCUACACUCUCUAACAACACGACGACGACGCCAGGCAAUAAAACCGAAUCUCGAAUUACCUCUUCGAACUCCACUACCUCCACCACGACGACAAAUACUCAAACCUCGAAUAAUACCUCCUCCAGCAACCCAAACUCACCCGCUGGUUCACGUUCAUUAACCUCGACCGCUACUCAAACAAGUCCUGCUUCCUUGCCUCACUCCGCCUUUUCUCCAUAUAAUCAAAUUCCACAGCAACACCCUACUCCUGUGACAACUCCUACUGCGACAAAGAACUCCAUUUCUUCACAACAAGAACCUUCCACUAUGAUGACUACUUCUCAUUUGGACAACAGCGGCAGCACCACCUUGAUCUACCCACCUCACACACAUUUCGCAAACCCUACCUCACACCCAUUUUGGCCGCCAAACCAGUGGGGUUUCAAUGGUGCGAAUGGUACCGCGGUUUUAUCGGCUAAUGGUGGAAGCGCUUUUGUUCCUGCUGUAGGUUACAGCCCUGCGGCUUCAAAUAUUGCUCCAGGUCAUGCCCCAAGACCAAAGCUUACUACAACCAUAUGGGAAGACGAGGGAACGUUGUGUUAUCAAGUUGAUGCUAGAGGCAUCUGUGUGGCGAGACGACAAGAUAAUGAUAUGAUCAAUGGAACAAAACUUUUAAAUGUCGUCGGCAUGUCACGUGGUAAACGUGAUGGUAUCUUAAAGAACGAGAAAGGAAGAGUGGUGGUCAAAGUUGGAGCAAUGCAUCUUAAAGGUGUUUGGAUUACUUUUCAACGCGCAAAGACUCUUGCGGCCCAAUUCAAGAUCAGUGAAUUGCUUUACCCAUUGUUCGUGGAUGAUCCCAGUAUCUUCUUACACAAUUCAUAUGGUCCUCCAAUGUCCACAAGAAUCCCAUCGAUAGGUGGAGGUCCUACAUCACAAUGGAGACCCACCCAUCCAUAUGCCAAUAAUUUUAACAAUGCAGCUCCAUACUCGGAAACUACUCGACAGUGGUACCCUUAUGGAAAUGGAAAUCUAAUGGGAUCACCCUCAACACCACAGGGCCAAGAGCAUGGUUCGGCACCAUAUCCACCAAAUGCAGGUUACCCAGAUCGUUCCGCUAAUGUGGCAACACCACCUGCUGUACCGAUAUAUUCAACUCAUCCUCCAACGAGGAAUCACAAUGCUCAUCCACAAGCUCACCUAGAGGAGUACGAAACAAGUUAUGGCUUGAUAAAUGGACAGUCUCAAGGACAGCAAGGAGUAACUGUGGUUUCGGGUCCGGCGGUGAGUAGUUAUAAUCUCUCACCUACCGAAUUCAAGAAUUCAUCGACGGCUGGUUUUUAUGCUAUCCCACAAAACGCGGGGUAUUUUGGUCAUCAUCAGCAAAGACCAACGCCACCACCGUCUACUUAUGACGUUUCCAUUAAUCGAAGUAGUACUAACUCCCCAAAUUUAUAUAAUACUCACGUAAAGACUGAGGACAAUACUGCUAGUAACGGUAACGGUUACAUACGAUCCGGUCAAGGCCUUUAUAAUCUUGUUUCGGCUGCCGAUGUUGUUGGAGGAAGUCCCGCUCAAGGUGGUUCACCUCAACUUAUUGGUCAAAAACGUAGCUUCGGUGAAGAAGAAAACGAUGAUUACAAUUCCGUUAAUAAUUCAAGUCAGCCAAGUCCACCACUUGCUAUGCACCCUCCACCUCCAUUGAGCAGCAUCGCUGUCAGCACUGCUAUGAAUGUGGCCGCAGGAUCUUUCCCAAGUCCAAUGCAUGUAAGCCCAAACUCAUCCCCCGGAAAUUCAGCCUUUACUGGAUGGAAUCAUUCCGGUAAACGUGUAAAAUACGAACAAUUCCCCGAGGCCACAACGCCAUCAUCCGCUCAAUCUUCGCCACGCACAGCUGGAUAUCAGUUGCCAGUCUUGGGGACUGGGCCAGCGACUCCAGGUGCCAACCCUUCCACUCCACAAGGAUAUACCAAUAGUAAUCUUCAAAUGGUGACAAAUGCACAAGGAAGUCCACAUCAUUACACAUCGGCUUCCAACAAUAAUGGAGGUCCUGCUACUGGAACGACAACGCCAACCACCGAGGGUUUGGACCGUUAUUUCGAACAGAGUACCGUAUUACACACUCCAUCACCUGAUAGCGGUGUUAGUACACCAGCAGAAGAGUCAAACACAAUUAGCACUCGACGUUACGAAUAUCGAAGAGAAGAACCUCCUGCUAACGAAGAACUUGCUGGUGAACCUUAUACAUUUGAAGUGAAAAAAGACAGGGAAUAUAAUGAAGGGCUGUACGACACGUUGAUAGAUAUUCUUUGUGAGUUGGCAGAAGAAAAGCUUCAGAAGGAUUGUGGAUUGAUUAAAGCGUUGGUACCAUUAGGUGCGACAGAAGAGGAUAUACAUAGCAAGAUUUUUUUAAGUCAGGAUUAUAUGACAAACGAUAAAAUGAUUAUCUUUAUCCCUGGAACAUCUCACAAAGUUGGCAUUUGGUCGAGAAGAGUGCUCUCGGAUUCUUCUGUCAUGGAUGGUUCAAUGAUCACCUACACAAAACGCGCCAGGGAAUUGGGAUUUGCGGUCGUAAUUACGAACCCGAAUGAAGUGUUUUGGUAUAAGGGUAAAGGAGUAUUGAUUUUACCAAAAACGAGCGUUACGUUUGAUACUAUACCCGGAAGUGAAUCACCAGAGGCCCAUGUGAAUUAUGUAUUUAAAAACUUUGUUAUACCUUCCGCUGCGGAAAAAAUAGUCGUUGUCGCAAAUAGUUAUGGAGGUCAUUGUGCAGUUGAUGCCAUUCAAAAUAACUUCGAUGCUUUGCUUGAUAAGAUUAAGGCAGUCGAAUUUACCGCAUCAACUCAUUCGAUUGAUUUUGUCAAAUCCGAUAAGAUGAAAGUUUGGAUCCGAGAGCGUUGUAGAAAUUGGCUCAUGUCCGAUCAGCCGAUCGGUCAAGAAGUCAUCGACCCUAGGUUCGGUUGCAUUUCGGUCUCAUCAGGGUCCGAACUGAAUGAGUACGUAACUUCCAUGGUCAUUGAUGAGAUAUUUAACUUCAUAGAUAAACGAGUGAUCAAAGAGAUUUGUGAUGAUGUUGGAUCCGAUUUGGAAGAAGAUCCGGAACUUUUAAGUCGAGAAGCGGACAUAUUGAUUAAAAAUGAAGAUUCCUAUAAAAUUUUUUCAGACGAUGAUGAUAAGAUUGUAUUUGAAGAGGCGGGUCCUG
Funneliformis mosseae is the source of this 3307-nucleotide messenger RNA. Lineage: Eukaryota; Fungi; Glomeromycota; Glomeromycetes; Glomerales; Glomeraceae. The record is from the annotation of a GenBank genome assembly.